AUGGAGAUUCCAGAAGUCAACCGUGGCCCCUUGGACAUAUCGGAAGGUAAUCUUCAGGAUAAAUAUUUUGAAGAAGAAGAAGAAGAAAACCCCUUUCAUAAUGCUAGAUAUCCAGAAAAUCUGGAUCACGGUGAAUUGGAAGAGAGUGAUGGUUAUCACAACACUCAUCAAGAAGUGAGUCAUUUGUUUGCCAUCAAAGAUCUUGGCUCUUUGCGUUAUUUCCUUAGAGUGGAGGUGAAGCCUUUUUCUAGUGGUAUUUUCUUUUCUCAAACAAAGUAUACUAAAGACCUUCAUCGAGCAAGGAUGAUUGAAAGUUCUCCUCUCAACACUCCCAUGGUCAUCAAGGAAAAAGCAACAACCUCGGACCAUGAUCCAGUUGAUGUUACAAGCUAUCAAAGCAUUGUUGGCGCGUUACAAUACCUCACAUUUACUCAGCCGGCCGAUAUUAUCCAUGCAGUCAAUAGAGUUUGUCAAAAUUUCAACAGUCCUACAUUGGUGCACUUAAAGGCAGUUAAACAAAUUUUGAGAUAUUUCAAAGGUACUCAACAUUAUGGGGUUAGUUACUUAGCCAAAAGUCCAAUUUCUUUUUAUGGUUUUUGUGAUGCAGGCUGGGCAGGAUGUCCAACCACUAGGAGAAGCACUACCGAAUUUUGUACUUUCCUUGGAGCAAAUUGUAUUUCAUGGUGUUCUAAGAAACAACCUACAGUUGCUCGUUCAAGUUCUGAGGCGGAAUAUCAGUCUAUGGCUUCUACAACAGCCGAGAUAACUUGGUUGACAUUUUUGCUUCAAGACAUUGGCAUUUCAUUGUUUAAACCUCCACAAUUGUUUUGUGAUAAUGUUAGUGGUCUUCAUAUGUCUGUUAAUCCUAUGUUUCAUGCUCGGUCUAAACACAUUAAGUGUGAUUAUCAUUUUGUUAGUGAGAAGGUGGCCAUGGGAAAUCUCAUUACUCGGUACAUUUCAUCCGCCUCACAGCCAGCUAACAUUUUCACAAAACCACUGCCGAAUGACUCGUUUUCUUAG
This is a messenger RNA of Cornus florida, 1020 nucleotides long. RefSeq lists its product as uncharacterized. Lineage: Eukaryota; Viridiplantae; Streptophyta; Magnoliopsida; Cornales; Cornaceae. The transcript has 2 exons. The record is from RefSeq and is a predicted model, not a curated record. The coding region runs from base 1 to 1020 and encodes 339 amino acids.